UCGCAUUUAUCUGCAAACCUGAACCACGAGACCCUCCUAGGUGGAUAGCCACAUUCAGCGAUUUAUCUUGUCUUCGGAAUCUCAUUUGGUACCGGUGUAGCUCAAGCAUAUCGCCAAAAUGUCUCAAUCAGGAGCGACAGUCUCGCAGGAGUGCAUUACUGCGUACAACGACCUUAAGCUUGCGAAGAAGCACAAGUACGUCAUCUUCAAGCUGUCGGACAACAACCGAGAAAUCGUCGUCGAGGAGGCUUCUUCCGAUAAGGACUGGGAGAACUUCCGCGAGAAGCUCAUCAACGCCACCACCAAGACCAAGAGCGGCGCUGUUAGCAAGGGACCCCGAUACGCUGUCUACGAUUUCGAGUACAACCUCGCUAGUGGAGAAGGAUCGCGAAACAAGAUCACCUUCAUCGCAUGGUCGCCCGAUGAUGCCAACGUCAUGGCUAAGAUGGUGUACGCCUCCUCGAAGGAGGCCCUGAAGCGCUCUCUCACCGGUAUUGCCCACGAACUACAGGCCAACGACCAGGACGACAUCGAAUACGACACAGUACUGAAGGUGGUCAGCAAGGGUCUAGCCGGUUAAGCACCUCCGACCCCUGAAGCCCGAGAGCAACUUGGGGCAAGGUUGCUGAGGAUCAUUACUUGAGGAGGGGCACUCGCGUGCCAAGGAUCCACGACGUCUACGAAGCUGCAGGAUGGACAUAAACUCUCUCCCUGCCAUUACGAUGGAGCAGGGCCGCUUUGGUCGCUAUUUAUUUUUCCUUAGAGGGCGGACAUGAAUUGUCAAG
Messenger RNA from Daldinia vernicosa, 785 nucleotides. RefSeq lists its product as uncharacterized. Gene Ontology annotation, cellular component: cytoplasm; actin cytoskeleton; actin cortical patch. Gene Ontology annotation, biological process: actin filament severing; cell motility; actin filament depolymerization. The transcript has 7 exons. The record is from RefSeq and is a predicted model, not a curated record. The coding region runs from base 119 to 580 and encodes 153 amino acids. NCBI's taxonomy places the organism in Eukaryota, Fungi, Ascomycota, Sordariomycetes, Xylariales, Hypoxylaceae. Gene Ontology annotation, molecular function: actin filament binding.